This is a messenger RNA of Salvia splendens (bonfire salvia), 1302 nucleotides long. RefSeq names its product proline-, glutamic acid- and leucine-rich protein 1-like. NCBI's taxonomy places the organism in Eukaryota, Viridiplantae, Streptophyta, Magnoliopsida, Lamiales, Lamiaceae. The coding region runs from base 1 to 1302 and encodes 433 amino acids. The record is from RefSeq and is a predicted model, not a curated record. The transcript is spliced from 4 exons.
AUGGGAAAGAAGGCAUUCGCCAAGAAAACCAAACCCAGCUGCCGAGGAACCCCUGAGGCACACCCACAGCCAAACCCACCAGCACCCGUCGCUCAGCCACCACCCAUGGUUUCCUUGGAUGCCAUGAUGGCAUUUCUUCGCCAACAGGACCCAACUAGGGACUGGACGACGGCUCUGACCAGUUUCGGCCAAACGGGGGGCGUCGGAACCACAUCCAGCGAAGCUCCGCCUGCGCCGGUCAGUCAUGCAGCAGUUUCAGUACCGGAUUCGGCAGAACUCGACGCUAUCGCCGCACAUUACGACUCCGACUCUGAGGAGCGUAAGAAAAAGUCGAGCCAAGUAGGAAACGGGGAGAAAGCCACAUCAGGAACCAUACCGGAGGGCCGACCUUCCCAGUUAGUAGGAGGGGAAGGAGGAGUCCCGAGUAAAGAAAAAGAACCAGUAGACCCCCAAGUGAAAGCCGGGGAUGAUAGAAUGCGAGUAGAAGAGGAAAGUACUGCGUCUACGGAAGUCAAGGACACAGGAGCAGAGAUAGCAGAGCCAGAAGUAGAAGCACCCACCCCAGUGGCACCUCAGGUUGUAAAACCGAUUCCGGUCAGCAAGGCAAAACCGAACACGGUGGAGGACCCCAUAGAGAUCGCAAGCGAGGAAGAGCGAGCCACUCCGAAAAUGGCUGAAAGUGAACCUGUUCAAGCUACUGAUCAGGAAGACACAGGGGUGUCUCCAGUACAGAACGAACCGGGCACGACAACGGAAGGAAUGGCUGGGGGACCGAACCUCAUAUCGGAGUCAGGAAGGUCUGAUGGAUCUGAGAAGGACGAGGCCUUACUCCAAGCUGAGGAGGAAGCCAGAAUGGAGAAAGCGAUGGAGGAAGUUAGAGAGGACAAUAAGCAGUUGAAAGCAGAGAUGGUCAAGCUAGCGGGAGUAGUGGAACGGAUGUUGGAAGGGUCUGCAGAGCAGAGGACAUUGACUCAGAGGCAAGCUGUUAUGGAGACCAUAGUGACUAAGUUAGGAGAGGAGAACCAGCGAUUGAUAACGGAGAUGGGCAGAAUGGAUUCCGUGAUAGAAGAGUUACUGGAGGAAGUAACCAGCCAGAGGAAGGAACAAGCUGGAGGAGUGAGGGGCAGUGUAGCCCAAAAUACUGGACCAAGCGGCCAUGGAGGCCAAGAGAAGGAAGCCGAGGUGCCGGCAGAGGCCGAGGAAUCGGCGAAGGACGAUACGGACCGAACUGAGACGGAAGAGGAACGACUGAAGGAACAAUCUGCACCGCCUGCCCCACGGAGGAGCAGGAGACUUCGCUAG